AUGGAUCUCAGCAAACGCGAAGAGGAUGAGGUUGGCAGUGCGCCUGGGCAGGAUGAUGACGUCGAGAUCCAGCUCACGGGCAAGCCCUUCUGGUCAGCUGUCAUUCCUGUGUUUGCCUGCGGUGCUGGUCUCUUCUCGGACGGUUACGUGAACAACGUCAUCGGUUCCGUCAACACCACUCUUACCGCGCAGUAUGGCGAUGUCUUUACAGGCUCCAAUGCUUAUUCUUACGUCUCCGCCAUCGCCUUUGUCGGCACCGUCGUUGGUCAGUUGGUCUUCGGCUUUCUCGCCGAUCACUGGUCGCGAACCAACUCGCUCUUGGUCUCUACCGUCAUCCUCAUCGUCUUCACAGCCCUUGCGACCGGCUCCUACUAUCAUGGCGACGCCGUCGGCAUGUUCAACAUCCUUACGGCUUGGCGAUUCUUUGUCGGUAUCGGCAUCGGAGGCGAGUACCCCGCCGGCAGUGUCGGUUGCGCCGAGUCGACGGGCGAGCUGAAGGAGGGAACGAGGAACCGCUGGUUCAUUCUGUUCACCAACACCAUGAUUGACUGGGGCUUCGUGAUUGGCGCAUUUGUCCCGUACGUUGUCGCUGCUGCCUGCCACAACGGGCACUACACCACCAUCUGGAGGACCAGCCUCGGUAUCGGGGUCAUCUUCCCCCUCGUCCUGUUCAUCCUCCGUCUGAGGAUCAAGGAGCCUGAAGAGUUCGCCAAGCAGAGCAUGAGGAAGAAGACGCCUUACAUCCUCGUCUUCCGCUACUAUGGCUUUAGGCUCCUGUGCGUGUCCAUCGUGUGGUUCCUCUACGACUUCUCCACCUACGCGUUCGGCAUCUACUCGUCCACCAUCCUGUCCGGCAUCUACGGCGGCUCGGCCCCUCUGACCACCGUCUUCGGCUGGAACACCGUCAUCAACCUCUUCUACAUACCCGGGACCAUGAUCGGCGCCUUCGUCAGUGACUGGAUCGGCCCCCGCUACGCGCUCGCCUUCGGCGUCAGCGCCCAGGCCAUCGUCGGCUUCAUCAUGGCCGGCGUAUACUCCAAGAUCUCCCAGAACAUUGCCGCCUUCGCCGUCGUCUACGGCAUCUUCAUGUCCCUCGGCGAGCUCGGCCCCGGAAACAACAUCGGUCUCAUGGCUGCCAAGACGUGCGCUACGGGCGUCCGCGGACGGUACUAUGGCAUUGCCGCCGCCAUCGGCAAGAUCGGUGCCUUUGUCGGUACCUACGUCUUCCCCCAGAUCGAAAAGGCCGGUGGCAACGCCGUCCAGUCUGCCCAGUACCCCUUCUGGGUGGCCGCGAGUCUGUGCAUCCUGUCGGCCGCCAUUGUCCUCUUCUGCCUCCCCAACGUUGAUCAGGACACCAUCACGGCUGAGGAUGCCAAGUUUCGUGCAUACCUCGAGCAGAACGGCUAUGACGUCCAGAUGCUUGGUCUCGAUGUGUCUGAUGAAUGUGGGGGCAAAUGA
Molecule: messenger RNA, 1458 nt
Organism: Geosmithia morbida
Lineage: Eukaryota; Fungi; Ascomycota; Sordariomycetes; Hypocreales; Bionectriaceae
Product: Sugar (and other) transporter
Exons: 4
Coding region: 1-1458 (485 amino acids)
Biological process (GO): carboxylic acid transport; transmembrane transport
Cellular component (GO): plasma membrane
Molecular function (GO): carboxylic acid transmembrane transporter activity
Source: RefSeq, a predicted model, not a curated record